CUGGUGGGACAACAGUUUCACCAAACUCUCCAUCAAAGGUUUUGAUGGGACAGAUCACAAUGAAGAUCUUGGUUUUCCUGGCUCUCUUUGGAAUAGGUCUAAAUGGCGCAGCUGCAGCGACUCACUCUCUGAAGUAUUUCUACACUGCGUCUUCUGGAGUCCCAAACUUCCCAGAGUUUGUGAUUGUUGGGUUGGUUGAUGAAGUUCAGAUGUUUCACUAUGACAGUAACACCAUGAGAGCAGAACCCAAACAGGACUGGAUGAGCAGAGUCACAGCAGAUGAUCCUCAGUACUGGGAGAGGGAGACUCAGAGCUCUCAGGGUGCACAGCAGGUCUUCAAAGCCAACAUUGGCAUUGCAAAGCAGCGCUUCAACCAAACUGGAGGUGCACACAUUAACCAGAGGAUGUACGGCUGUGAGUGGGACGAUGAGACUGGAGAGGUUAAAGGUUUUAAUCAGUAUGGUUAUGAUGGAGAAGACUUCAUAGCAUUUGACCUGAAGACAGAGACAUGGAUCGCUCCAACACCACAGGCUGUCAUCACCAAACACAAGUGGGAUUAUGACAGAGCUUUGAUGGCACAGAGAAAAUACUACCUGACCCAGAUUUGUCCUGACUGGCUGAAGAAGUAUGUGGACUAUGGGAGGAGCUCUCUGCUGAGAACAGAGCUUCCCUCAGUGUCUCUCCUCCAGAAGACUCCCUCCUCUCCAGUCAGCUGCCACGCUACAGGUUUCUACCCUGACAGAGCUGCGAUGUUCUGGAGGAAAGAUGGAGAGGAGCUUUAUGAGGACGUGGACCACGGAGAGAUCCUCCCCAACAACGAUGGAUCCUUCCAGAUGAGUGUUGACCUGAAACCUCCAACUGAAGACUGGGAGAAGUACGAAUGUGUGUUUCAGCUCGCAGGUGUGAAGAACGACAUCGUCACCAAACUGGACAAAUCAAAGAUCAGAACCAACGAAGACACGAAGACUUCAUCUGACACUACCGGAACAGAAUUGGACACUUCAUCAAGUACUUCUGGUUCUUCUACAGGAAGUCAAGACACCUCACUAUUGAUCUAGUUAUUUGUCCGGACAGAAGUGAGUGACAGAAGAGGAGGGUGAACUCUGCUCCAUGAGAAAUCUGCAAAAUUUACCUUUUUGGAAAAGAAUCCUUCAGCUUUGCAAGAAAAGUAAACAUAUUUUACAGUAAAGGCACAAUCUGCUACAUCGUUAAAUGCUAUGCCUACACACAUACUUAAAAUAUAAGCAUCAAUACUAAAUGUAUUUUCAGUUCUCAGCACACUGAUAGAAAUCUUAUGUCCUGCUAGUAUUUAGGGACAAUUAAUGUUUCUAUCUUAGUAGUAGCAGUUUACUUAUAGUAAUCGAUUAACGAUGCUUAAAAUAACUUCUUGUGUUGGAUUGAGUAGAUGAACCUCAGAUGAAUUGACCUGCUAUUUCAUUCUUUUCUAAUGUUGCUGUGCUUUUUAAUAAUAAAUAAUAAUAAAGUCCCAAA
This is a messenger RNA of Micropterus dolomieu (smallmouth bass), 1491 nucleotides long. Its product is annotated as major histocompatibility complex class I-related gene protein-like. Gene Ontology annotation, biological process: immune response. The record is from RefSeq and is a predicted model, not a curated record. The transcript is spliced from 7 exons. Gene Ontology annotation, cellular component: external side of plasma membrane. Bases 45 to 1058 code for a protein of 337 amino acids. Lineage: Eukaryota; Metazoa; Chordata; Actinopteri; Centrarchiformes; Centrarchidae.